AUGGUGUGUGGUACUUUUGACGAAGCCUUAGAAAACUUCUUCAAUCAAACCUACGGCCUGCAAAAGAUUCGUCUGGAGUGGGCCUAUGGGUUUUAUGAGGGCCUGGCAAGACACAGUGAUUAUAUCGCGUUGAAUGAGUUGAAAAAGAUCAUAGAUAACGAAAUGGAAGAAUCUUGUCACUGGCAUUUGCAGCAGUGGCUUGAAAAAGUGAAAGAACUCUUGAUUUUUUUGUCCGAGAGUGAAGAUAACCAGAGAACUAAUCGUGCGUUCAAAGCGAUAACCAAAGAUACGCUGGAAAACGUGUUCAUCUCAGUUGCGGGAGAACGGUUUGAGAAUAAAGUGAAUUUGUUGGUGGAAUGCGCUCUCGAAGUUAGUGCUAGGGCACUCGCUGAAAGUAAGAAGGAGGCCGGACUGAACGAUGGUGAGGUUCGCCUGUCGGCUGAACGAACAAUGGAACAAAGUGAACCGUUGGAGAAUGAGGGAAAAGUAAAACACAGUGAAGUGAACAAUGUUGAAGAUCUGUUCCGAACUGCUGGCCAACUCUAUGCCCAUCCAAAUUAA
Echinostoma caproni is the source of this 561-nucleotide messenger RNA. Lineage: Eukaryota; Metazoa; Platyhelminthes; Trematoda; Plagiorchiida; Echinostomatidae. The record is from the annotation of a GenBank genome assembly.